AUGAGUCAGGGUUCCGUGUUGAAACUAUAUAAUUCUGUGGUAGACGAUGUUAUUGCCGGGGUGAGAGAUUGUUUUCUCGACGACGGUGUCGACGAACAAGUGUUGCAAGAGUUGAAACAACUAUGGAAAUCGAAAUUAGUUGCAAGCGGGGCAAUGGAUCCUCCACCCGAUCCACCUAUGCAACAAAUGGCACCACCUUCUGUGUUACAAAACUUUCAGAAAACAAAUGGGAGCAACUUAUUACCAAAGAGGCCUGAUAUGGGGCCACAAACUUCAGGUCAGUCCGGCGUAGAACAUGGUGGCUCAAACAUAGGACAUCCCCAUGCGGUUCUUGAUCCUAAUAAUAAAGUACCAGUACAACUUACACUACCAGCCCAACCUGGGGUGCCGGGGUCUCAACCACGGUCCUUUACUAUUCAAAUACCUGCUUCAGCGCUCAAUGGAAAUAAACUCCACCAAGUACUAACUGGGCCCAUUAUAAAUGCCACUAUAAAUUUGCCACAACCAUUAGCUGCGACAAUACUGCAACAACAUAUAAAUUCAGCAUUAGCGGGACAACAGAAUGAUUUUGAUGGUGGUGGGGGUGGACGUAGUGGUGCAGCACCUUUUUCGCUUGAUGGUGCACUUGACUCUUCUGAUGAUGAAGGUUCCAAUGUAGGAGAUGGGUCAGAAGAUGGUGCAGGUGAUGAUGACGAUGAUGAGGAAUCUGCGGAAGAACGGGCAGAAGAGGAAGAAGAGGAAAGGGAUGAAUUUGGCGGAGCGGAGGAAGAACCAUUAAACUCGGGUGAUGAUGUUUCAGAUGAGGAACCUGGUGACAUGUUUGACACUGACAAUGUAGUAGUUUGCCAAUAUGACAAGAUCACACGUACUAGAAAUAAGUGGAAGUUUUAUUUCAAAGAUGGUAUUAUGAACCUAGGUGGCAAAGAUUAUGUUUUUCAAAAAGCAAAUGGUGAUGCCGAGUGGUGA
Molecule: messenger RNA, 966 nt
Organism: Leptosia nina
Lineage: Eukaryota; Metazoa; Arthropoda; Insecta; Lepidoptera; Pieridae
Source: the annotation of a GenBank genome assembly